Dacryopinax primogenitus is the source of this 787-nucleotide messenger RNA. RefSeq lists its product as uncharacterized. The record is from RefSeq and is a predicted model, not a curated record. The annotation marks the transcript as partial. NCBI's taxonomy places the organism in Eukaryota, Fungi, Basidiomycota, Dacrymycetes, Dacrymycetales, Dacrymycetaceae. The transcript is spliced from 2 exons.
GUGUUCAUUGGACCCGGACGCCUUCGCCUUGUUCGCCUUAAUGUUUGCAAGCACACCUUCGUGAUGCGCCACGUCUGUUUCAGCCUGGUUUGUGUUGGUCUGCGGCGGCGACGACUGCUUCUUGCCGAUGUAUUUGUUCGUUCAGAUCAUUCUGCUUCUUUGUCUUCGACCGUGUAUUUCGCCCGCAUUGCGCAUCUUCACGUUUCCUCUUGAGCGUGUCCAGGCGCUUUGCAGCAGUGGCAUGAUCAGCGACUGCUUUCCCAUGCGUACGUUGCGCAGACUCGACGUCCCACUCGGUUGCCCUAUGGUGCGUCUCUUCCAUCGCAUGUGAGGCUUUAUCGUACGCUGCCUCCACGGUUGUCAAAUGCUCGUGGACCCUUUCGUGCUGCUCCACAGCGUCGUCAUGUGCUUGCUUGUUUUCCUCGUGCUUCUUAAUCGUCUUUGCCUUCUCGUCUGGGCUUUUGCGCGGAUCCCAAUUGAUCGAAUUCUUCUGCAAUUCACUGGUCUUGAGACUUGCAUCUGCAGCAUUGAGCCUUUCUUGGGCAUACCGCUCAUUGUCGACUGGUCACUGGGUUGCAGCUGGUCCCCAGCUCUCUGGAUCAGAUAUCCCUCGUCGACGGUUCCCAACGAAAACGUUUCCAGGAUCGGGUGUGCGAAGAUCGGGGUCGAGAUAAGUGCAAAGAGCACCGAUUGUAGACGCAUGAUAAUAGAUGUAGAAGGUAUGGAGAAUAGGAUUCAGGUAUAUGUGCGGCGUUGAGGGAGACGCGAUGGAAGAGAGAAGUGAUCA